Molecule: messenger RNA, 1288 nt
Organism: Biomphalaria glabrata
Lineage: Eukaryota; Metazoa; Mollusca; Gastropoda; Planorbidae
Product: thyroid transcription factor 1-associated protein 26 homolog
Exons: 4
Coding region: 126-575 (149 amino acids)
Source: RefSeq, a predicted model, not a curated record
AUUUAAAGAGUCUUCUGUAAAACAAGUCAACAUUUUCAUUGAUAGAGUCAAUAGUCCGAGAUUUAGACUAUUCUAUUUAGAGUAAUUUAGACUCUAGACUUUAUAAUAAUAAUAGGUAUUUUGCUAUGAAUUCAAACAGUGAUUUCGUUAAGCCAUUUUUCGGCAGUAAAAAAGAAGGUCAGGGUUUUGCUGAUAAGAGGAAAAAAAAAGCUGCUUAUGAAUAUUUGAAACUUCUCAGAAAAGAGAAACAACAACACAAUGGCCAGAGUCUUGUUCAGCAUCGAAGACUUCGGUUUCCACAUUCCUCCAAAGGAACUCCUGACAAAGGGAAGAAACCUCAUGCUUUCACUGUAGCUGAGAAAAUAGCCAAGAAAAAAAAAGAAGAAAAGGAAAAACGCAGACAGGAGAUGGAGAAACGAAAGUCUGAGAAAUCUGCAGCCAUGACCAGUUACAAAGAAAAGAAGAAGAGACUUCACAAGAUGAGAUGCAAGAAGACCAGCAAAGGCCAGCCAGUCAUGAAGUACCAGAUGGAAUUGUUGUUAGAAAAAAUACAGAAAAAUAAAUCGAGCAGUUAGCAUGAGGGCGCUAGAGUUACUUUGUAAAUAGUCCCACUCUGUACAUACAUGCAUUAUGUGUCUGCAUUUGGAUGGGUAUAUGUGUAUUAUGUGUAUGGAUACAUUGAAAAUGUUUGAAACUGCUUUUACUUAUCUUAAAACUGUUCUCCAACAGAAAUGAUUGAAUGAAGGAAUUAUUUGUUCUGAUCUCACAUUGUUUUGACUGGUUUGGUUUGAAAUUUAGGCAGAAAUUUUUCAAGCCUAUUUUUUGCACUUAAAGUUUCUUUGCAAAAAGCAGUGACUGUAAUACAGUUCACCUAUUCUGAGUUUAUUCAUGUUAGGUAAAAAAAAUUAAUUCUUUUCACCAACAUUAAUGCAGGUUAUUGACAUUGUUUAUUUAAUAGUUAAUUUUAAAUUGAUUUUAAAUUCUGAUAUUAGUGCCAAGUUGAGUUGAAAGUAGAACAAAAAGUCAAAGUUAAACUUACAAAACUUACAAUUGUUAUGAGAUUUGAGCUCUCUUACUAAGAACUGAGCAUUAAGUCUUAAUGUGUGUUCAUUGCCACUACUAUGUGGUUGAUAAGUGUAAUAGAUUCUUGCCCCUUUUUCAUUUGUGUGAAUACAAGUUUUAGAUUCGGAAUGAUACAGAGAUGCAUGUGUGUUGAUAUAAUGUUGAUAGAGUGAUACAUGUACACAAUACUAACAUUAAAAUGAAAUUAAAAUCUAAAAAAACUUAA